Molecule: messenger RNA, 375 nt
Organism: Coccidioides immitis RS
Lineage: Eukaryota; Fungi; Ascomycota; Eurotiomycetes; Onygenales; Onygenaceae
Product: DASH complex subunit DAD3
Exons: 1
Coding region: 1-375 (124 amino acids)
Source: RefSeq, a predicted model, not a curated record
AUGAUGUACGCACUAUGUUGGCAGGUAUAUUGGUACUGUACAGGGUACAUGCGUCUUCUGCGUGACUGUGAAGAAAGUCGGGUACUUCAAGACUCGGCCCCCGUCUCUGCGGCCAGAUCGGCAGAAGUACCAGCAGCAGCAGCCCGGCCUCUCUGUGGAAUUGGAAAACCACUUGGUUCUUCAGACCAAUUCCUGUUCAGUUCUUCCAUUAGAUGUGCUUUCAGUCGAUCAGCGGAGACGUUGCUGCUGGCGGAGUCCGCUUUUCCUUUCCUCCAGCUCACAAGAAGCCCCUGUGUCCGCUGCCAAUGCACGGGGGGGGCGGCUGUGGCUAAAGUCCGGAGCAGCGAGAAGCGACUAAGCCAAAAGCAAAAGUGA